AUGGCACCUACGAUGCAAAUCGUAGGGUUACUGCUGAGUCUCGGCAUGACCUAUGGCGACUACUCGAGCCUCAUAUCCAGCCUGUACAAGAAGGCGAGUCGCCACAACAAGCCGCUCGUCCUAGUCGUUGACAACGCCAAGCGUAACCCUAGAAACUCACGCUUGGACGACUCUCUUUCAGCCUCCAAUGCCAUCUUGAAUUUGUUGCAGCAAUCACAGGCAAAAGUCGAUAGUAGAUCUGACAGUAGAUCUUAUCACAGUAGCCGCCAUAAUCGUGCGGAUGAUGAUUCAUACAGCAGAUGUGAUGGUAACCGGUGUGAUGAUGAUAGAUAUAAUGACGAUGAUAGCAGGUCUAAUCGCCACAACCGCUAUAGCGAUGAUGACAUCCGUCUCUACCGUUAUAGUCCAUCAGAGGACAACAAUAGAUAUAGACACCACUCGAUAUAUCAUGACAGUAGGUCUGAUCGUAACAAUCAUUACGAUGAUUACAGUAGAUUACAUAGUCACAGUCGAUAUAGCGAUGAUGACAGCCAUUCAUACCGUCCCCGUCGUGAUGAUGAUAGAUCUAAUCGUAAAUAUCGCGAUUACAACAGCCGACCCAGUCGUUAUAAUCGUUAUCGCCCGGAUGACAGAGAUGACAGUGACAGUCGCAGCAAUAGAUACAGAUCUCACCGAAGCAAGUCGGACCAGAUCGUCAGCAAAGAAUAUGGCGGCCAAGACGACAGCAGAGAGUAUCACAGAUCACAUCACAGGUCUCCGUCUCGCCAUGACCGUCUGAGGCAUUACAGGCAUCUCAGGAACCAUCAACAAAGACUUGAGAGGGACGACAUAGACUUUAGAUUAGACGACGACCGUUCACGUAGUAAACGGGGCAGAGACAGUAGAAGUGACAGAGAUGAUAGACGUGAUAGAGAUGACAGAGACGACAGGGACGACAGGGACGACAGGGACGACAGGCGCGACAGAGACAGGGACCGGUUCGAUAGUUAUGACAGCAAAUCAAUAGCCAGAUUAAGGAAAGUUGUGCAUUCGCCUUUAGUGAAACAAUUAUUGCGCCAGGCAAACGAUAUACAAUGUGAAGCUAAAGACGAGUGUCAAAACGAAUGCGAUGAGAAAUUAGAAGGCAAGAAGCAGGAUGAGUGCGAAGACAAAUGUGAGAAAAAAUUCGAGUGCGAAGAUGAAAAGAAAGAGGAGACUGGGGCAGAAGCGUGUGACCGCGACGAGUGUGCUGAAAGUAAAGAAGAUGACAACCCCAGCACAAGGGGCGUUUUACUGGAAGAAGAGAAGGGUAAUGAAUGUAAGCGGUGUUAA
Pectinophora gossypiella (pink bollworm) is the source of this 1311-nucleotide messenger RNA. RefSeq lists its product as uncharacterized. The record is from RefSeq and is a predicted model, not a curated record. Lineage: Eukaryota; Metazoa; Arthropoda; Insecta; Lepidoptera; Gelechiidae. The coding region runs from base 1 to 1311 and encodes 436 amino acids. The transcript is spliced from 4 exons.